AUGACAUCAUCAGCAACUUUUCGACCUUAUGAAGUUUUCAAUACCAACGAGAGUAGAAGUGAAAGUUCCUUUUGUUCAACUUUGAUCCCAAAUCAUUUCAAUUCUGAUUUUCUUCGUCAGGAAAAUUCUGCAAAACGAGUUGGCCAUGAUUACUUGACAGAUUCCGAUGAAGAAACAAGUUCUGAAGAUGAAAAUAAAAAGUUUGUUACCAAACCAUCAUCAAUGAAAUUCACUCGAAUUAUAAAGUCACCAGAAGAGUUGAAGAAGCAGCAAGAAGCUUAUAACAAAUGGUUGUUGAAAGUUAAAGAACGUGAAAAGGAACUCAAACGAAUAUCUCAAGAAAAGCAACAAGCACUGAUGGAAGCAUCUCGUAAGCUUGAAUUGGAAAAGAAGAUUCAAUCAGAAGAGAAAGUCAAAGAAUGGCUUGAAAUAAAGCGAAUGGAAGCUGAGAAUAAAAAAUUACAGCAAAAAAAGAACAAGGAAAAGGCGCAAGCAAAAAUUAAACCGAAGGAGUACAAAAUAGCCAUAAACUACAAUGACUGGAUCAACAGAAAGAAUGAAGAAUUUAUUGCCAUUAAAACGAUGAAAGAAAAGAAAGAAAAGGUCAUGAAAGAUUAUGAAACUACACGUAAAAGCAUAUCAGCUUCAAAAUUCCAAACUUGGUUACGCUCUUCAUCAUCUAAAUCUAAACCAGUUGCAUCCGUUCUUGGUUCUGAUGCUUCAUCUAUCGCUUCAAUAGCUGAAUCAUUAGAAUUGGUGACACUUUGA
Clunio marinus is the source of this 768-nucleotide messenger RNA. The record is from the annotation of a GenBank genome assembly. NCBI's taxonomy places the organism in Eukaryota, Metazoa, Arthropoda, Insecta, Diptera, Chironomidae.